Caenorhabditis briggsae is the source of this 6021-nucleotide messenger RNA. Gene Ontology annotation, molecular function: metalloaminopeptidase activity; zinc ion binding; peptide binding. The coding region runs from base 1 to 6021 and encodes 2006 amino acids. The transcript has 21 exons. Gene Ontology annotation, cellular component: cytoplasm. The record is from RefSeq and is a predicted model, not a curated record. Gene Ontology annotation, biological process: peptide catabolic process; proteolysis. NCBI's taxonomy places the organism in Eukaryota, Metazoa, Nematoda, Chromadorea, Rhabditida, Rhabditidae.
AUGCGGCGGAAAGUGAUAUUCUCAUCUAUUGCUCUGUGUCUGCUUUGCACUGUAUCAACAGCACCAUUGACGGAUUCAGAGGAUGAUCUAAUUACAGCGAAUGAGCCGAAUAUCGAAAAUGUCGAAUUCAACCAUCCACAUAUCCUUCCAGCACAUCCAGAUAACUUCAGACAAGAUAAAUUAGAAGCAAGAAAACGCCAAUCUUUGUACGUUACAAAAACCCGUCUUCCACCCAAUCUAUUUGCCAUUGACUAUACUCUUUGGUUCAAACCGUAUUUCCCCUGCCCCAAUGUUCAAUACGAGCCAGAAAAAAAUUUUACGUUUGAUGGAAGAUCGAGUAUGCAAGUGGAGGCACUGGUCGACUCUGAUAGAUUCGUAAUCAAUUCUUACAAUUUCAAAAUUAAAAGUUAUAAAGCGGUGGCGAUUGAUGGAACUGUUGUUCCAAUAAACUCAAUUUGUAAGCGAAAGAUAAGAAAUUUGGUUCAAGAGUCACACAGUCAUUUAUUUACAGCACAAGAUGACACAACACAACAACUUUCGUUGAUUACAAAUGCCGGAGGUGUGGUAGCCGGUCAAAUUUAUAACAUCGAAAUUGUUUAUACUGGAAUCAUCAAUCCGUAUACAGAUGGUGGAGUUUACUACUCUUCCUUCAAUGACCCACAAGGAGUUCAACAUUACAUGAUUGCCACCCACAUGGAGCCGUUCUCGGCCAGAAAAGUGUUCCCAUGUCUUGACGAACCAUCAUACAAAGCUACUUUCCAAAUCACUCUUCAAUACCCAAGUGUUCAUGUUGCUCUAUCGAAUAUGGAGGAGGCUCCGGCAACAGAUAUGGGAAAUGGCUGGAGUGAAAUCGCAUUCCCGCCCACUCCAAAAAUGUCCUCGUACCUGACAGCGUUUGCAGUUGGAUCGUAUGUGAACUCGAAAUAUGUCAAUCAACAUGGAACUUUGACAAGAGCAUGGGGAUGGCCAGGAACCGAGCAAUAUCUCCAAUUUGCUGCCACAAAUGCUGGUGACUGUCUUUAUCAACUCGGAGAAUAUACUGGAAUCAAGUUCCCACUUUCUAAAGCCGGUGAGUGUUUUCAAGGGCCACAUUCAGUUACGAUUUGGCGUUUAGAUCAACUUGGAAUGCCGGAAUUCUUAGCUGGUGCAAUGGAAAAUUGGGGAUUGAUCAUCUACAAGUACCAAUAUAUUGCCUACAACCCUACUACAAUGACCACGAGAGAUAUGCAAGCAGCCGCCAAAGUAAUGUGUCACGAACUUGCACAUCAAUGGUUCGGAGAUCUUGUGACCACUGCCUGGUGGGAUGAUUUGUUCUUGAACGAGGGAUUCGCUGAUUAUUUCAUGACAUUCAUUCAGAAAUAUGUGUAUCCAGAACAACAAAAUUAUUUGGAUACCAUUCAAGUGCUCAAUGAGCUUCAAGUUGGACUGAAUGCCGACGUUCGUUCAGAUGCUCAUCCUCUCGUUUAUCCAGAUGGACCUGCUUUCGAUGAUAUCACUUACAACAAGGGAGCAUCUAUGCUCAGAAUGCUCUCCGAUGUUCUUGGACCAGUUUAUUUCAAGGAAGGAAUCAGAGAUUAUCUCAACAAAAUGAAAUAUUCGAAUGCCAGAAAUAUUGAUCUCAUGUCUACUUUGACUGAUGUGAGUUUUUUCAAGUAUUCAAUCUUUACACAAUUCAUCAUUCAGACUGCGAAAGCCAACGACAUCAAGGAUUGGUGUGGAAAUCUUCUCAAUGUCACCGAUUUCAUGGCCCCAUAUCUUCAUCAAACCAAUCAUCCAUUGAUCAGAUACAAUAAUAAUCAAAAAGUUGCUGGAAUAGCUUCAUUCACCCAGGAACCAUUUGCCAGUUUGGACAAUUUGAAUGCAACUCAAUGGAACUAUAAAUGGGAUGUGCCACUCCGAACAUCAACUUUGGUUUAUCCGGAGCCUCAUUUGUUGUGGAUUCCCAGACAACAAGGAUGUCCAAAUACUCCAGAAGUUGAGAAGGUAGAAGAACCAAAGAAGAGAGCAACUCAAUGGGAUUUUACAACAAUUGGAUCUGCUACUUACGGAAGAGUUAUUUAUGAUGAUAUUGGUUUUGAUAGAGUCCUCAAGACUAUCAAACAGGAUGGAAUCAACGACAAUAUUGCUCUGCAACUGAUGGCCGAUGAAUAUUAUUACAUGCUCCGUGAAAAAAAUGCUGGCCGUCCAUACGGCUACGAUCGCUUCUUGAACUUGGCGAUGGCAUACUUCAACACUGCCAAUUUCAUCGAAUUCCCAAGUUAUUCAGCCUUUGCCCAAGCUCAAAUAGUUUUGGAACAAGUUGCUCAGAUGUAUAGAGACACUAUCGAUGCUGAACUGAUCUCGGUAAACAAUUUCAAAUAUUUUCCAUCAAAUGAUUUUUUUAGAGAAUGUACAAGAAGAUUUUCCAAAAUGUGUACAACACUCUUCCAUGGACCGAUACAACUAUUUGGGAUUCAGAGUAUGUAUUUUAACAUUAGAAAAAAACUGAAAAAAAAACAAAAAAUGGGAUUCAGCACAUUCUCGGAAGUCUUCCUCCCAUUCGCCGUUCGUUAUGGAAUUGGAGACGUCGAAAAACGCACAAUGACAAUGUUCGCGAACGUAAAAUCUGCCUGUUCGAACAGUUUGAAUGGAACUGCCUGGUGUAAUCCAUACCCCACAAAUGUUCGAAAAGCAAUUUACUGUGGUGCUGCUAAAUAUGCUCCAGCAACUUCUGAUUUCUUCUUCCAAAUGUUACAUGCUUACAACAAAGAAGUCAUUACAAAUCCAUACUUUUAUCAAGAAUACAUGUCACUUUUGGAAGGAAUGAGUUGUACUCAAAUGCCAGCCACUUUGAAAACCUUAAUCCGUCUCUUCUCAACAUCCACUUUGAAUUCAAACACUAUCUUUGGAUUUUUGAAGUACAACCCAGUAGCUGGAGAUGCUUUGUAUAACUAUUUGUCGGCGAACCCACAGCUUGUGAGCUCUCCAAUCCUGAAUGCUUAUUUGGAUUCAAUGACCUACAACUGGAACAGUUACGAAAGAGAUGCUCAAUUCGCCACGUUGAUGAACUCCAUGGACUUGACGGAUGCUCAAUUCCAGACUUUCAGUAAUUACCUGGACAGAAUCAAUCAAGCGUGGGGAUAUCGUUCAACUUACGGUCUCAAGGUGCUCAAUUGGCUCUACGAUAACGUUGUCAUUAUUGGAAAAACUCCGUGGGACAAAGCGUACGUUUUGCUUUUCUCCAGAUACAUAAAGAAAUCAAUUAUUUGCAGUCUGAAUGGAGAUGUCAUCGAUCCGGUCUACACACUUUCUCUUCAACCAAACAUCCCUGGCUCUGGAUUUUUCCAAUCUUACCGAAAUAUGACUUUCUCUGCUGGUUUACAAAUCGAUUUCACAUUGACAAAACCUACCAGUGCUAUCAAAAUAAAUGCUCAUCGUUUGGCUAUUGAUUCUGAUGGAAUUGCUCUAUGGUCAAUCGAUGAUGACGGAAAUCAGAAGGCGAUUUUGAUAGAUUCUCGAAAUGUUGCCAAGGAUUACGAUAGAGGAGUGCUGACGAUACCACCAUCUGGUCAACUGACUUUGUUCCCUCAAAAAUACAGAUUAGCAUUCCAAUACAAUGGAUUCAUUUUCCAAAAUCCUAAUGAAGGAGAUGCAUCAAACACGUAUUUUGGGGGUUUGAAUAAUAGAAAAGGAUGGAUAUUUACGACUGAUUUCGAAGGAGGACCAGGAGCCCGAUCACUUCUUCCAUGUUGGGAUGAACCGAGCUAUAAGGGAAGAUUCUUGGUUGAUGUGAUGCAUUCAACCGACAUGAUCGCACUAUCAAAUGCUCUGGAAACGGGAACACAAAUUAUGGUUAAUGGAUGGAGUAAAACCACUUUUGAGUCAACAGAAAGAAUGUCUUCUUACCUUUUUGCGAUCUGUGUUGGUCACUUUUCCAACUUGGCAAAGGUCUCUCAGUUUGGAACAUUGGCUAGAGUCUGGACUUGGUCUGGAAUGGAACAAUAUGGAGAAAUGGCAUUGAAUGUAACUGUUGGAACACUGGAAUUUAUGUCUAAAUACUUCUCUUUCGAUUAUCCAUUGAAAAAACUAGAUGUGAUGGCUCUUCCCGAGUAUACCCAAGAUGCUGGAGCAAUGGAAAAUUGGGGUCUCAUCAUCGGAGAAUACAGUCUUUUCAUGUAUGAUCCUAGUUAUGCAACUACUCUUCAAAUCGCCGAAGUUGCUGAAACAACUGCUCAUGAAGUAGUGCAUCAGUGGUUUGGAGAUAUUGUGACACUUGAUUGGUGGAAUGAUAUCUUCCUGAACGAAGGGUUCGCUCAAUACUGGUUUGCCAAUGGAAUCGAUAACACUUACCCAGAACAACACGAUUAUGCUAUUGACUACAACCGUUUCUACAUGAAUCACAUUGCCCUGAAGUACGAUUGCAUUGCUGGAUAUGCUAAACCAGUAAUCAGUGAUACUCCACCAGUGUUUGGAAUUGAGCCAUAUUACAAAGGAAGUGCUCUUUUGAAUCUCCUCAACAACGCUUUAACUCCCGCUGUAUUCCAACAAGGCUUGCAAUCUUAUUUGACCCAGUUUGGCUACUCAAAUGCUAGUCCUCAAGAUUUGUGGACUUUCUUAACUGUGGCUGCUCAAAGCAACAACUUAACCGACUGGAAUGGUCAACCUUUGAAUGUAUCCUCUUUCAUGAACGCCUACACUCUCCAAACAUCCUAUCCAAUCAUCACGUUGGCUCUUCGCGGAACAUCUACAGUUCAAGCCACUCAACAAUCAUGUAUGAGUGGAACUGCACUUUGGAAUAUUCCGCUGUUCACACAGACUCAACAAUCGACAGGUUCUUAUUCAACCUGCAGUUCUCUAAAAACACCCAAACAUUCAGAUUUCAACUGGUUCGUUGACUAUGCCGGAGGAAAUGAUAACGUUUGGUUGCGACCAUUGCCAUCACCAUUCCGAAUCGAUAAUGCGGGUAGUACGGUAGGAAUUUUGAAACUUUUGCAUAAACGUUUUCGAAUACUUAUAUUACAGAGUUUCGCUCGAAUCAACUACGACGAUAAAUCAUGGUACAGUAUCCAAGCUCAACUUCUUUCCAACUACAAUUCUGUAUCUGCGACAACAAGAGCUAUGCUUUUGGAUGAUGCUAAUUUCUUCUACGAAACUGGCCGAUGGGACAUGAGAAAAUAUUUGGAUCUCACAUUGUAUCUGGUGAACGAGGAUUCACUUGCACCCUGGGAACAAGCGAUCACAUUUUUCAACGAAAUUUUGAAUCGAUUCCAGUAUCAGCCAGAAUUGAAUUUGAUGCAAAACUACGUCAUUAAAAUUACCAAAAACGCUGUUAGCAAAUUUGGAUGGACCACUAAUGGAAUUUGGACAAAUGAUCGAAUCGUUCAACUUUUGGUAAAUGUCAAUAAUCUUUCUGGUGACCGACAAACCAGACAAGUUGCUCAAACUUUGUUCAACGAUUUCGUCAAAAAGUGUCAAUAUUCCAGGGAUGGAACUGGAAAAUGUUCAGGAAUUCAUCCAAAUCUUCGAUCAGCAGUUUACUGCUAUGGUCUCCGUCAAAGUUUGGGCUUCGAGGAUUAUAACGCAGUCAACGGAUUGUAUACUUGGUUCACACAAAAUGCUGGAUACCUUCAGACGGACGGUGCCAAUCUUUUGAAUGCUCUCGGAUGCUCAAGUAAUAACGUUUUGCUGAAAUCAAUGCUCCGAAGCAUAUUAGUAGGAGAUUAUCCACCUUCUCUCUUGAAUUCAAUUUCUCUACAUGAUGAUUCCGGAUACAUUAUGUAUAAUUUCUGGAUGGACAAUGUUUCUGAUAUUCUCAAUGCUCCAUUUGAUCUCUCCAUCUACGUUCAAGCAAUGUUUCAAAACUGGAGCACCCAGAAUCAAUUGGACCUUGCCACCGACUUCACAAAUGGAUUCGACUGGGAACUUCUAACUGCGGACCAGAAGAAGACAUACAAAGCGGGAAUCUCAUUGGUUCAAAGGAAUUUCAACUGGAUGAUGGUCUACAAAUCUGAGCUGGUUGCUUGGAUUCAGUCCAAUAUUUGA